AUCUCAAACAUCGCUGCUCUUAAGAGAAAACCAAAUCAACAAGAAGCGUUGAAUAUUCUUUAUGAUAUUGCAAAUACAGUGACGCCUAUUAUGAAAGAAUAUGGGUUCAAGGUUCGAAACCUCUGUGAAUUUUCACCAAAGGCUGAUAAUUUAUUAGGAAUGAAUAUGAAUAGUGGGUUUAAAAUUUUCAUUAGAUUAAGACCACCUCAUAACGAUAAUGUUUUUUAUCCAAUGAAUGAACUGAUUGGAACAAUGUUACACGAGUUGACUCAUAAUAAACAUGGUCCACAUGAUGCUAAAUUUUACAAGUUAUUGGAUGAGUUAACCACUAAACAAGAGAUGAUUUUAGCUAAAGGAGGUCCUGUUUUUGAGCAAGCGCCAUUUCAGGGACUUGGUAAUAAACUUGGGGGAAAAGAAUUGACAAAUGUUCGAGAUUCAAGAUUGAAACGGUUGGAUAUUAAAUAUGAAGGCGGUGUUAAAAAACUAGGUGGAACUAGUGAUAAAAAGGCCGAUUUGAAAGAUCUUGUCAGAGAGGCUGCAAUUAAAAGAUACGAGGAUAAUAAAUGGUGUCAUGGAGCUGGUAAAGGUGAUAUACCGGAUGAUGAUGAAUUGGAUAUUAUUGAAAUAGAU
Messenger RNA from Hansenula anomala, 630 nucleotides. RefSeq names its product metalloendopeptidase WSS1 (gene WSS1). The transcript has a single exon. Lineage: Eukaryota; Fungi; Ascomycota; Saccharomycetes; Phaffomycetales; Wickerhamomycetaceae. The annotation marks the transcript as partial. The record is from RefSeq and is a predicted model, not a curated record.